This is a messenger RNA of Capronia coronata CBS 617.96, 1578 nucleotides long. Its product is annotated as acetyl-CoA hydrolase. The transcript is spliced from 7 exons. Gene Ontology annotation, molecular function: acetate CoA-transferase activity; acetyl-CoA hydrolase activity. The coding region runs from base 1 to 1578 and encodes 525 amino acids. Gene Ontology annotation, cellular component: mitochondrion. The record is from RefSeq and is a predicted model, not a curated record. NCBI's taxonomy places the organism in Eukaryota, Fungi, Ascomycota, Eurotiomycetes, Chaetothyriales, Herpotrichiellaceae. Gene Ontology annotation, biological process: acetate metabolic process.
AUGGCUGCGUCCGCGCUGCUCAAGAGCCGGUGCCGGCGACCCAGCUAUCUCAACAAGCUCGCCAAGGCCGAGGAUCUCAUCGAUCUGUUCCCUCACGGCUCGUACAUUGGCUGGUCGGGCUUUACGGGUGUAGGAUAUCCAAAGAAAGUGCCGACCGCUCUGGCUGACCACGUCGAGAAGAACGGGCUACAGGGGAAGCUCAAGUACAAUCUCUUCGUGGGAGCGUCGUCGGGCGCCGAAACCGAGAACCGAUGGGCUCGACUGAACAUGAUCGAGCGCCGGGCGCCUCACCAGGUCGGCAAGGAGAUCGCAAAGGGCAUCAACAAUGGCAACAUCAAGUUCUUCGACAAGCAUCUCAGCAUGUUCCCCGUCGACCUGAUGUACGGCUUCUACACCAUGCACAAGGCCAACAACCGGCUGGACGUGGCCAUCGUCGAGGCCUCCGCCAUUACUGAAGACGGAGGCAUCAUCCCCGGUGCCAGUGUGGGAGCCUCGCCGGAAAUCAUCCAGAUGGCCGACAAGAUCAUCAUCGAGGUGAACACUGCCGCCCCGAGCUUCGAGGGUCUGCACGAUAUCACCAUGACAGAACUACCCCCACGAAGAAAGCCAUACCUGAUCAUGGCGCCCGAGGACCGUAUCGGUACACCACACAUCCCCGUCGACCCAGAACGGGUGGUGGCGAUUGUCGAGUCCGACUAUCCCGACCAGACGACCGAGAACGCGCCCGAAGAUGAGAAGUCGCAAGCGAUCGCCAGCAACCUGAUCGAGUUCUUGCAGCACGAAGUCAAGCACGACCGCCUGCCUAAGAACCUGCUACCGAUCCAGUCGGGGAUUGGAAACAUUGCCAACGCCGUCAUCGGCGGUCUAGCUAAAGGCGGCGCCGACUUCAAGAACCUGAAAGUCUGGACUGAAGUGUUACAAGACUCGUUCCUCGACCUGUUCGACAGCGGCAACCUGGACUUCGCGACCGCCACGUCCAUCAGAUUCUCGCCCGGCGGGUUCCAGCGUUUCUACGACGGGUGGGAGAACUACCACUCCAAGCUGCUACUGCGGUCGCAACAAGUCUCCAACUCGCCCGAGAUCAUCCGCCGGCUGGGCGUGAUUGGCAUGAACACGCCCGUCGAAGUCGACAUCUACGCCCACGCCAACAGCACCUGUGUCAUGGGCUCGCGCAUGCUCAACGGUCUCGGCGGCUCGGCCGACUUCCUCCGUAAUGCCAAGUACUCGAUCAUGCAUACCCCCAGCACGCGACCGUCCAAGACCGACCCUACGGGCGUGAGCUGCAUCGUGCCCAUGUGCACGCACGUCGACCAGACCGAACAUGAUUUGGAUGUUGUGGUGACUGAGAUUGGUCUUGCUGAUGUUCGUGGAAUGUGUCCGCGCGAACGGGCGCGCGAGAUCAUCAAGAAAUGCGCCCACCCAGACUACAGACCCAUUCUGCAGGAAUACUUCGACAAGGCCGAGUAUGAGUGUCUGAAGAAGGGUAUGGGCCAUGAGCCGCAUUUGCUGUUCCAGGCCUUCGACAUGCACAGGAACCUGGCUGAGAACGGAACGAUGAAGAUCAAGGGCUGGAAAUAG